This is a messenger RNA of Cryphonectria parasitica EP155, 534 nucleotides long. RefSeq lists its product as uncharacterized. The record is from RefSeq and is a predicted model, not a curated record. NCBI's taxonomy places the organism in Eukaryota, Fungi, Ascomycota, Sordariomycetes, Diaporthales, Cryphonectriaceae. The annotation marks the transcript as partial. The transcript has a single exon.
AUACUUCAUCUUUCCAUGGCAUUUCUGACUUUGGCGGCAUCCUUUAUGCCCAUACUUCCAAUUUCUGCCGAAGCGCCUGCCGAUUCACAGCGGCCAUACUUUGUGUCGCUACGGUUACACAGUACGUGCUGAUCACAUUAUUGCCGUGGUGGCGAUUGGGGCUCGAAAUCGGAAUUUCUACCAUCCUUUUUGAGCUGUUACGUUGACGACAUGUUCAUGUCAACCCUGGAGCUUUCUACAAUUAUUUCUUUUGUUAGAACUUGAUGAUAGGACAUAGGAACAACCUUUUCAUACUACAUUUCGAGAGCUGGCGUUCAUGAUGUAGGAACAGUGGGUGGAGGGCGUCACACGAGGCAAGGAGAGGAAAGUGUUUUCAAUUAUUUGGUGCCUGAAGACUUCAGCAACAAAGUCAACGAUCUUCAUGUGGACGUCGGGGCCUGUCACAGAAGGUGUAGGUCAGGGCAAUUGUUGGACGCUCAGCCCUAGAUGAUUGAAGUUCCUAAUUUUGUUAUGCAAAAAUGAAUGGUACCCCCU